Larimichthys crocea (large yellow croaker) is the source of this 3000-nucleotide messenger RNA. RefSeq names its product Pim-3 proto-oncogene, serine/threonine kinase (gene pim3). Gene Ontology annotation, molecular function: protein serine/threonine kinase activity; ATP binding. Gene Ontology annotation, biological process: protein autophosphorylation; regulation of mitotic cell cycle; negative regulation of apoptotic process. The record is from RefSeq and is a predicted model, not a curated record. Lineage: Eukaryota; Metazoa; Chordata; Actinopteri; Sciaenidae. The coding region runs from base 528 to 1526 and encodes 332 amino acids. The transcript has 6 exons. Gene Ontology annotation, cellular component: cytoplasm.
GUCGACUUGUAUUGGUGGCGGAGGGAUACCCCCCCCAUCCCACUGCGCGUCAAAAUAUUGGCUUGUGUAGACCGCGCCAAAGCUCAGACAGCGGCGGCCACUCUUCAGGAUAUCAACACACUGCGGAGGGCAUUUAAACGCACUCUGCUUUCGAUAAGACGACUGUACACAUCGGGGGAGUGUUCGUGCUUCUUCUUCUUCUUUUUUUUAAUUACUCAAGAGGACUUGUUUUUUUUUUUAUCUGUUGUGCUUGAGUCGAGACAUACAAGACUGAUUUCAUGCCGGUUUUCGGGAAACGGUGUAACGACUUCACGGUCGUGACACGACUUUGACGGGCGCGGUGCGGCGGAGUUGGCGCACUACUGGAUCUGGAUAUAUUGUAUUCACUUCAAGCCAAGACGGUCUGCAACACCGCCACCAUUUAUACUGCGACUGAAUUCACUUCUCGUCUGUUUUUGGGGUUUUUUUUUUUCUGUCUCUCGACUGGUGAAUAAAAAACUCGUCUACGCCGGCUUUUCAGCGUGAAUAUGUUGCUGUCAAAGUUCGGUUCAUUUUCGCACAUUUGCAACCCUUCAAGUAUGGACCAUCUACCAGUGAAAAUACAGCUCCAGCCGGUCAAAGCGGAAAAGGAGCCUUUCGAAAAGGUUUACCAAGUGGGCUCCGUGCUCGGAAGCGGAGGAUUUGGGACAGUGUACGCCGGCAGUCGGCUCUCUGACGGCGCACCGGUUGCUGUGAAACAUGUCGCGAAGGAGAGGGUGACCGAGUGGGGCACAAUUAACGGGACUAUGGUGCCUUUGGAGAUCCUGCUGCUGAAGAAGGUCAGCUCGUCUUUUCGCGGAGUUAUCAAAUUGCUGGACUAUUACGAGCGGGCGGACGGCUGGCUCAUCGUCAUGGAGAGGCCGGAGCUCGUCAAGGACCUUUUCGACUUCAUCACCGAGAAGGGAGCCCUGGACGAGGACACGGCUCGGGGAUUUUUCCGCCAGGUUUUGGAGGCGGUCAGACACUGCUACAGCUGCGGCGUAGUACACAGAGACAUCAAAGAUGAAAACCUGCUCGUGGAUCUACGCACCGGGGAGCUCAAGCUUAUUGACUUUGGCUCGGGGGCGAUUCUCAAGGACACAGUCUACACCGAUUUCGAUGGAACAAGAGUGUACAGCCCACCAGAGUGGAUCCGCUUCCAUAGAUACCAUGGUCGCUCGGCGACGGUGUGGUCGCUAGGCGUGCUGCUUUAUGACAUGGUGUGUGGAGACAUCCCCUUUGAGCAGGACGAGGAGAUCCUCAGGGGCAGAUUGUACUUCAGGAGGAGGAUUUCAGCUGAGUGCCAGCAGCUGAUCAAAUGGUGCCUGGCCCUGCGGCCCUCAGACCGGCCCACCCUGGAGCAGAUCUGCGACCACCCCUGGAUGAGGACGACGACGACGACGGAGUCGCCCAAGUCACCGGAGGAGCCGGUCGCCGGCGACAUCCGCCUCAGGACCAUCGACACAGACUCUUCGUCAAGCACAAGCUCGAGCAAGGAGAGCCUCUGAGGAACGGCUCUGACGGACUGAAAAGACUUUCUGGGGAAAGAAGGGGUUUGGAUGGAGGGAGUGAUAUAUGGACUCAAGGCCAGCAGCCUGUAGCCCAAACUGGCCCAUCAGCGCCUGGGCGCUUCACUCAGCUGGUCUAGCUAGAGAAAUGUACUUUAAUUUUCCUUUUGUAGGGAAUUUCUAAUUUAUUACCAUUCGUUCUUCCUUAUCUUACUUUCCCCCCAUCCCCUCUUUUUCCCCCCCUUUUUUAGUUGAUUAUACUUGUUUCCUGAUUGGGAACAUUUUUCUGUUUGGGCGGUCUUACCAGCACUAUUUAUUUCCCCCCCCCUUUUUUAAAUUUUUUUUAUUUUUAUUUCACUUGUUUGUUUUGUUACUAGGCUGGUAUAUGCAGCUGGCAAGGCCCUCCUAUUCAGACAUGGCUGCUCUCAUAGAGCUCGGAGAAAACCUUUUUAUUUAAAUGUUUUAAUUUUGAUUUUGUAGUGCCUUUUUUUGGAAAGCUGCUUUUUCUGGGGGGCUUUCGUCAACAACUCUGUUUUUUGGAUUUGCCCGUGGCUCGGUGGCUAAGUUGCCCUGUGCUGUGAUCGGAAAGGAGGGGUUUAUUUUUUUUCUUGUUUUUUUUUUUUUUUUUUUUUUUUUUUUUUUUUUUUUUUUUUGUUACUUUGUUUUGUUGUUGUUGUUUUUUUUUUCUCCCCUCCUCUCCAUCACUGCAAGCCAACCAUCCUCCAGCCAAGAGGCUAAGAUAGCAUUAGAUAGGAGAGAAGGAGGUGGGGGCUCUUCCUGACAAUGGAAUACUUGAAAAAACACUCGACUCAAACUCUGUGUCGCUCUCUUUAACGCUGCUCACUCACUCUAUAGCCUGAACAGGUGUUUGGAAACUGGAUCCUGUCUUUUCUGAAUGUCUACAAAAUGUCAACACACACACACACACACACACCCACCCCGCCCCACCUUUUUCUCCCCUGCUCCCUUCAUGCCUGUCGCGGGGUGUGUGGCCCUCUUGAUGUGUCUUUUCUUUUUUCUUUUUUUUUUUUUUGCCUCCCGCCAUCUCACUGCUUGACACUACAUAGCCCCCGCCCCCUCAGGGUUUGGGGUGUGAAAUGCACAAUCAAUGCAAUAUUCAUGGACUCAAUUAUGUAUUUUUUUUUUCAACAAAUAUUGUACAGUGUGUUUUUUUUUUUUUCUCUCUCUUUUUGUGUGUACAUCUUUCCCCCCUCCCCAUUUGGUUUUAAUUUAUUUGUAAACAUGUAGACAUUCCACACUCUGUGGCUAUUUAUUUAUUUAUUGUCUAUGCUUAAAAGCCCCACCCACCUCUAAAAGAAUUUGCAUAUCCUUCUUGGUCUUUUUGGUUUGCAUUCCUAUAACUUAUUUUUACAUUUCAUUGAGUUUUUUUUUUUUUUUUUUUGAGAUGUGGAGGAUGCACUGAAGCAGCUGUCGAUGUAAAGCAGAAUAAAACAAGUUUACUUAAAUUUGAAAA